GGGGCGUGUCUUUAAGUGGGGGAAGCUUCUCGAAAGUCGUGGAACUUUUCCACUAUUGCAAUGCCAGCAGCAGCAACAGCGGAGACGACGCAGCAUCAAACCGGCGCAGACUUCAACACAUGCAGACCAAGACUUCAUUCUGAAUCAGCAAACAUGUCCAGCAAAAUGCACAUCAACAGUCCUAAUGUGAAGUACACAGAAACAUACAUCGAGGCGCAGUAUUCCUACCAGACCACAAAUGUGCAUAAAGACGGGGACACGAUCACGGUGACCCCUCGCUCCACUGAGAUGACCCUGCGCACGGACCACGCUGUGCCCAGGCUGGGGGUGAUGAUGGUGGGCUGGGGAGGCAACAACGGCACCACGGUCACAGCAGCCGUACUUGCCAACAAGAUGAACCUCACCUGGAACACCAAGUCUGGAGUGAAGAGAGCAAACUACUAUGGAUCCUUCCUGCAGGCGUCGACCGUGUGUAUUGGUUCUGGGCCCGAGGGCGAGGUCAGCGUACCCUUCUGUCACCUUCUACCCAUGGUGCACCCCAAUGACAUCGUCUUUGAUGGCUGGGAUAUUUCCUCACUGGAUCUCGGGAGGGCUAUGGAGCGAGCUCAAGUCUUGGACUUGCCGCUACAAGAGAAGCUACUACCAUAUAUGGGCAACAUGAAGCCCAGGCCGUCCAUCUAUAUCCCAGAUUUCAUUGCCGCCAACCAAGGGAGCCGAGCUGACAACGUGCUGACAGGGACCAUAGCGCAGCAGAUGGAGCAGAUCAGAGAGGACAUCCGGGACUUCCGCCAGUCCAGCGGCGUGGACAAAAUCAUCGUCAUGUGGACCGCCACCACCGAGCGCUUCUGCGACGUCGUGCCCGGGGUCAACGACACGGCCAAAAACCUUCUGGCCGCCAUCCAGGCCGGCUUAGAGGUGUCUCCCUCCACUCUUUUUGCGGUGGCCAGCGUACUGGAAGGAUGCGCCUUCAUCAACGGCUCCCCCCAGAACACCUUUGUGCCGGGGGCCGUAGAACUGGCCGUGCAGAAGGGCGUCUUCAUCGGAGGGGACGACUUCAAGUCCGGCCAGACGAAGAUCAAGUCGGUGUUGGUGGACUUCCUGGUCAGCUCGGGCAUCAAGCCCACCUCCAUCGUCAGCUACAAUCACCUUGGAAACAACGACGGCAAGAACCUGUCCUCCCCGCAGCAGUUCCGCUCUAAAGAGAUCACCAAGAGCAACGUGGUGGACGACAUGGUGCGCUCCAAUCACGUCCUGUACCGAGAAGGCGAGAAGCCCGACCACUGUGUGGUGAUUAAGUACGUUCCUUACGUGGGAGACAGCAAGCGAGCCAUGGAUGAAUACACCUCUGAAAUCAUGAUGGGAGGACUCAACACCCUCGUACUGCACAACACCUGCGAGGACUCUCUUCUCGCCAGUCCGAUCAUACUGGACCUGGUCAUCCUGACCGAGCUUUGCCAGCGUAUAACCAUCCGACCCGAGGGAGACGAUGACUUCCAGUCCUUCCACAGCGUCCUGGCGCUUCUCUCCUUCCUCUGCAAGGCCCCACUUGUCCCGGCCGGGACUCCAGUCAUCAACGCCUUCUUCCGGCAGAGAUCGUCUAUAGAAAACAUCAUGAGAGCGUGCCUUGGUCUCCCACCUCAGAGUCACAUGCUGCUGGAGGAAAAGCUGCAGAGGCACUUCUUGUCCCCGCACUGCGUCAACGGCAACGUUGCCUCUUUGAAAAAGAAGGCCCCGCUUUUUACUAACGGUAACAAAAAAGAGGCUACCAACGGCAUCUAUGCCAAUGGAAACAGCGCCGAGUACCUAAAAUAAAUAAUGUAACAAGACGGUGAACCUUACAAAUAACAACCAUGACCAGACUGAUCUCCUUUGCAGACAGUUAAUUCCCAAAUGUUAGGUUUUAAUCCAUCUAACCCACAAACUUUAAUAAAAGUCCUCAUUGAAGCAAA
Messenger RNA from Nerophis ophidion (straightnose pipefish), 1949 nucleotides. RefSeq names its product inositol-3-phosphate synthase 1-A-like. Gene Ontology annotation, cellular component: cytoplasm. NCBI's taxonomy places the organism in Eukaryota, Metazoa, Chordata, Actinopteri, Syngnathiformes, Syngnathidae. Gene Ontology annotation, biological process: phospholipid biosynthetic process; inositol biosynthetic process. The record is from RefSeq and is a predicted model, not a curated record. Gene Ontology annotation, molecular function: inositol-3-phosphate synthase activity.